Messenger RNA from Nothoprocta perdicaria, 1242 nucleotides. Its product is annotated as astacin-like metalloendopeptidase. Gene Ontology annotation, biological process: proteolysis. NCBI's taxonomy places the organism in Eukaryota, Metazoa, Chordata, Aves, Tinamiformes, Tinamidae. The transcript is spliced from 13 exons. The coding region runs from base 1 to 1242 and encodes 413 amino acids. The record is from RefSeq and is a predicted model, not a curated record. Gene Ontology annotation, molecular function: zinc ion binding; metalloendopeptidase activity.
AUGGAUCUGAAGGCACUCCUCAUCUUCACUGCAUUGCUGCUACAGGCUACCUUGGCUUUUCCUAUUCAGGAGAACUAUGAGAAUAGCACAACAACAACAGAACCUACUCAGGUUACUCUUACUACAGAAGAGGAUAUAUAUGAAUCAGAUCCAACUGCAGAGACAGACUCCGAGGAGGAAGUUAUUUUUAACAGAAUUCUGAAAGUUAACAAAGACAGCUCUCAGCUCUUGCAGGAAGGUGACAUAGUUCCACAGAGGAGCCGCAGUGCCAUCAACUGUCGAAAUCGCCAUUGCAAUUGGCCCCAGUCCAGUGAUGGGAUUGUCCGUGUUCCCUACGUUUUGGAUCCUACUUAUGAGGAGCACCACAUAAAGGCAAUUCAUGAUGCCAUGGCAGAAUUUGAAACACUGACUUGUAUUAACUUUGUGCAGCGCAAGACAGAACGUGACUAUCUCAGCAUCAGAUCUGCUGAUGGCUGCUGGUCCAACUAUGGAAAAGUAGGUGGUGGACAGACUGUCUCUGUGAUGAAAGGAGGCUGCAUGUGGAAAGGAAUAAUUCAACACGAGCUGGACCAUGCCCUGGGAUUUUUGCAUGAACAUUCUCGGAGUGACAGGGAUAAAUAUGUAAAGAUUAUGUGGGAGUACAUCAGCAUGGCUGACAGAGCAGACUUCAGGAAAUUUGAAAACUCCAAUAACCUGGGUCUUCCAUAUGACUAUUCCUCAGUAAUGCACUACGGCCCACAUACAUUCACUAAUACCACUGGGAAGGCAACUAUUGUACCAAUUCCUGAUGAAUCUGUACAUAUUGGACAGAGACAAGGACUGAGUAACUUGGAUGUGGCCAAAAUCAACAAGCUCUACAACUGUAGUCGCUGCAGCACUAUUCUUGAUACACCAACUGGGUCACUGAAAUCUGCCAAUCACCCAAGAAAUUACUCAGAUAACACAAACUGUGUCUGGCUCAUCCGAACCCGAUCCAGAAGGAUUUCCUUGCACUUUCAAGCCUUCGACCUGCAGACAACCAGAGGAUGUCAGGGUGAUUACAUUAAAGUUUAUGAUGGAGCUAGCAAAUCUUCUGCAGUUCUAAUGGACAAAACGUGUGGAUCAAAGAUACCCAAUGACAUAGUUGCUUCUGGCAAUCUUAUGCUCAUAGAGUUUGUCACUGAUGGUGUUGAUACAGCUUCUGGUUUCCAAGCCAUCUUUACUUCUGUAAGGGUGCAAAGAAGACCUAACAGACACAUCUGA